AUAGGAACUUCAGCACUGUUUUCUCGGCCGUGGUUUAGGAUCUGAGGCUGACAAUUUUUUUCUGGUGCUAGGCUCGACUGCAAUGCACAGAAAAGGGACACCAGUUCACAUUAAACAGUGUCAAGGCGAAUGAGUUUUCCCACGUUUUUAAGAACAUCAACAUUGUAUAAACUUUAACUGUUAACUGAACUGGUCUUUAAUAUGAGGAUAAGUUUUAAGCUACCAAAAGAUAGAGUAAUGUAAUAAUAGAGGCAAAAUGAAUAAAUAAAUGAAAGAAUCCCUCAUCUGGUCCUCUCAGUCUUUUCACAUAUAGCCAAAAAUACCCUGAUAGAUGGCGCUUCGCUGUUAAAAUGUGACAGAAUUGUGGGGCAACGAUGCUUCGGAACUCAGCUAAUCAGACCAUAGGAACAGAGGAAUCAUUUCAUUGGUUCUUUGAACCUAUGAAAAAGGGGAAAAAGAGAAAGAAGGGAAUUCAAAUAAUAUUGAUGCAUGACGCUUAAAGGAGUUACCACGAGCCAUGGAAAGGUGAGAGUGAAACCAACUGAUGGUCCUAUCAGAAGAAGUAGAUAUGAGCGCAAAAAAACAUUUCGCUGUUUACCGCUGAGAGUUCCUCUCAUUGAACUUCUGACUCGAAACGCGUACUAACUAGAUAACAACGGGCCAAUUACAGCGACAGUGCUAUGAUGGGGAACUGUGCUUCUCUAAUCACUGCUCGCCACAUGUAGCCUAAAUAGCUGUUGUGUCCACCUCUUUUCCACCUCCAAGAGGUCUGCUCCACUGAACGGCUGUAUUUCAAGACGAUGAACAGCGGAAUUCUGAAAUGACCUUCGCCUCUCUGAAUUCACCGGUUGCACGCUCCUGGAGAGACACCAAUGAAGUAAGGACGCGCUGGGGUCGUUUUUGAGAUCAUUUUUCUAAAUGUGACGCGCCAUAUUGGUGUCUGUAAUAUGCUGCAGAGUUCUGAUAGCUGACGAAGUUUCUGCGUGCUCAGGUGGAGGAAUGGAUGAGCGUUUGUGGCCGGUCUCUCAACCUUACCCCUGGGGUUUGCGAAGCAGUGCGUCCUGACAAGACAGUGCAGAUAACUUUUUCACUAUGGAUUCACAAACACUCACAAACGCCGAAGGAGUUACGCUGUGUACUGGACUAUUUUCUUCCUUUUGCAUGAUUUCUAACACAAAAUCAUUACUUGAGGGACUCAGCUAAACAAAAUACCACAAAGGAUAUUUUUAAAGUAAUCACUCCAUUCAAUUUGGUCGAUUCUCCACUUCUUGGACUGACCAAAUCCCGUUGGCUCAUAUGGGAAUGAAACACUCUUCCCGUUGUCUACUCCUUCGGAGAAAAAUGGCGGAGUCCGACAACACAGAGCAGCAGCCUCUAAGCGCAGCUCCGUCCCAGUCUCAGCCGUCUCCGCUGCCCAAGCCCGUCACGUCCCUCGAGUCUGUCCAUCACCUGCCCCGCCCCGCCCACACCCCUCACUCCACUUCCCUCACCAGCUGCCCCGGCCGCGGAAAGAUGUCCAAGUUCCUGGACCCGGAGGAUAUGACAUCACGGGACUACUACUUUGACUCCUAUGCUCACUUUGGUAUACACGAGGAGAUGUUGAAGGACGAAGUACGGACACUGACCUACAGGAACUCCAUGUACCAUAACAAGCACGUCUUCAAGGACAAGAUCGUGCUGGACGUGGGCAGCGGAACUGGCAUCCUCUCCAUGUUUGCUGCCAAGGCUGGGGCCAAGCACGUGUACGGGAUUGAAUGUUCCAGCAUAUCAGAAUAUUCAGAGAAGAUAAUCAAGCACAACCAUCUGGACAGUGUAAUAACUAUCUUCAAGGGAAAAGUGGAGGAGACUGAGCUUCCUGUGGAGCAGGUGGACAUCAUCAUCUCAGAGUGGAUGGGCUACUGCCUCUUCUACGAGUCCAUGCUCAACACUGUCAUCUAUGCCAGGGACAAGUGGCUGAAACCUGGUGGUCUGAUGUUUCCGGACAGAGCGGCCCUGUACGUGGUCGCCAUUGAAGACCGGCAGUACAAAGACUUUAAAAUCCACUGGUGGGAGAAUGUGUACGGGUUUGACAUGACGUGCAUCAGGAACGUGGCCAUCAAGGAACCUCUGGUGGACAUUGUGGACCCCAAGCAAGUGGUCACCAACUCCUGCCUUAUCAAGGAGGUGGACAUCUACACGGUGAAGCCGGAGGACCUGUCCUUCACCUCCGCCUUCUGCCUGCAGGUCCAAAGGAAUGACUACGUUCACGCUCUCGUCACCUACUUCAACAUCGAGUUCACCAAGUGUCACAAGAAAACAGGGUUUUCUACAGCACCCGAUGCUUCUUACACACACUGGAAGCAGACAGUGUUCUACAUGGAAGAGUAUCUCACAGUGAAGAGAGGGGAGGAGAUCAAAGGCACCAUCGGCAUGAAGCCCAAUGACAAAAAUGUGCGUGAUCUGGACUUUUCUUUUGAACUGGAUUUUAAGGGCCAGCUGAGUGAGGCAGCUAUCGCUCAUGACUACAAGAUGCGCUAAGCGUGCCUGUCCAGCAGGGGGCAACAGAGCACUGUGCAGCCACUCUUACCAGGGCCAGAGGCCACCGCCCUGGGCACAGGCACCCCAGAAGAAGACAGAAGAGCGGCUGAAGAUGAGGCCGAAUGUGGAUGUCAAUGAACAACAACAACAACAACAACAACAACAACAGAACAGGACCGGUUGGGAUAUACAGAGCCAAAACUCCACUGCUUCAGCCUGCUCUCUACACACACAAAAAAAGCUUCUUUUCUUGUUGGACACUUUGAAUGUAAUGCUUCACUUAUUUCUGAAUGUCACCGUCUUUAUGAAUGUUUUGAGUUUAAUUUGAGUUUCAGAGUCAGCAGGUGCUGGGCUUCGAGCUCAGGAAAGUUCUUCCAGAAAGACCAGCCACCAAUGAACAGAUCGGCUUACAUACAGAGGACUACUGUAAAACCUGCUCCAAUACCAAGGUGUGGUAAUAGCCAUUUUCACCCUCCCAGGUGGCAAGUUGUUUAUUGUUAAGUUCAUAUCUGUGGUACAUUAGCUUUCAGGGUUAUUUAAGUAGGCCUUACUCACAACAUUUCUGUACUCCAUCAGAAAGCUUUUUCAAGUGCAGUGUUCCGAUUAGGUUAGUUUCUUAGUCAUUAUUCACCAUCACUAAUUUAGUAGUAAGUAACUAAAACAUUGUCAGGCCACUAAAAAAUUAUAAAAAAAACAGCAAGAAUUAUUGUGUUCCCACAAGUGUAAUAGGUAGAGUAUUAUGUAGUAGCCUGUAUUUCAGUAUUCGACAUUGGGAUAAGCAUUGGACAUUGGACAAGGACUGUCAUUGGGAUAAGCAAUGGACUGUGGCGAACCUCAGUUAAGAAUGAAGACAGAUUGAGGGCGUUAAUGCUUCCCUGUGAUGUCAUAGUUUUGGGGAUAUUUGCAUGGUUUCUAUGUUAUUGUCAAAGCUAUGUGACCUCAAGAAUGUGUGUGUGUGUGUUUGUGUGUAUGUGUGUGUGUGUAUGUGUGAACAUGUUAUCUCUUACUGCCAAGGGAAAGCUGCUGUAGACGCAUCCAUAGUGCCCAUGCGCUCAGCGCAGCAUUGCUCAGAGUGUAUUGCAGCGUGUCCGAGAGACAGCUUGCAUUGGACAGCGUAAUACGAAAUGUCUGAGUGAGUUCAUCUGUCAGUGGUAUAUGAGAAGGGUGUGUGUGUGUGUGUGUGUGUGUGUGCGUGUGUGUGUGUGUGUGUGUGCGUGUGUGUGUGUGUGUGUGUGUGAGUGAGUGUGUGCAUUCCUUGUAUGCUUAGUGCUUACUGGUACACUCCUAUCCUGAGCUUAUGUCAACUCUCUGCCCGCACUGAGGAGUGGCGGUGGGAGAUGCGUCUUUGGGAGAUGUGUGUCUUUGGGGCGGCUGCAGGUCUGCUUGAGCUCCGACUCAGACUUCAGCUGAUCAAACAGAGGUACCUUUAGAGCGUGUUUGUGUUUAUGGACUGGACUCUGGGCUGGCCUACGGUGUAGUGUAGAGAUAUCAGUAACUUCUUCUGUGUUAUUUACUGUCGUGCUGAGUGCAUGUUUGUGCGUUAAGGGUGGCAAUAUAGUAGGUACUUUACGGAAAGGCGUCUUCUUACCCCCCUUCUCUAACAUGGGGUUUUCUUCAGACCUUCCAGAUUGUGCCUUGUAUUGUAUUAGUCAAUACCUUAUCCAUAGAAGCUGGCGCGAAGACAGACGCUUAGAUUCACAAUUUUACCUUCUCAAGCCCCAGUCAGCUUUGCAAAAUCAUUAGAUCAUUACGAUAACCAAGGCCCAUCGAACAUGGAUGCAUUCUUGAACAUGGGAACAAAAAUUGUAGUGAAUAUUCAGGAUUGAGGUGAAUUGGACCUCACGUAUGGUGACGGUAGAGUUCUAUACACGGAUUGCCGUAGACCCUGCAAUGGAUCUGGUGUUGCUGAGGUACGGACCCUCGGGACAUGCACCGGACCACAGCUAGAUCCUCUCGGAUCCGCCCAAGCCAAGCCGCUAUGGCACAGCUAGAUCCUCUCCAGGGAAAGCCCCCUGAGCCAAGACUCUAUGGCACAGCUAGAUCCUCUCCAGGGAAAGCCCCCGAGCCAAGCCGCUAUGGCGACCACACUGCUGAAAGCCACGUGCUGUCUGAUCUGUCUGAGGCUGUCAGACAUUCUGACCUGGGAUCAGUUUUGGGCAGCCUGCUCAUUAUGAUGUAAGGCCAGCAAAGCCGAGAUCAGCUGUGGAGGUGCAGGGGCAGAAAAGCAAUACGAGUGUGACACUCUACUUGUCUGUCAGUGCGUGCUUCACCUGUGGUCUGAUCCCUCUUCUGUCCUCACCUGUGUCCUUAAUGCAGUCAUCGCCAAGGGGAUGGCUGGAGAGGUGUGCUCCAGCCUCAGGAUGACAUGUCAUGCUUAAUGAAUGCUGUAUCACACACACUUCUGAACACACAUACACACACACAGUGACGCACGCUCAUUGUGUAUGUAAACAUACACACACACUCUUUACCAAAAAACAUUGUAUUCACUGGCAAGACUGACCCAAUUUUUUGUUCCAGUAGACAGUCCUGGUCGUUCUUUAGUGCUGAAGUGUGUCCGCUGUACUAGUAAAACACUUUUUUGUUAUUAAGAAUAUGGUUUAUUUGCUAUUUUAUGGUUGAGGUUAUUGGCUGUUAUCAGGUUGCUUUGUCAUAUUUUGACAUCUUGCCUUUUACUAUUAAAAAGUAUAUGAAUUUAUAAACAUAACAUUUAUUUGAACAGCAUGCCAAACGAUCAUUAAGUAUGACUAACCCUUUUAGGAGACUUUGUUGGAAAAAUGCUAGAAAUCAUUAGGGUUUCAAAAUAUUGUAAAUCACAUUUUUUCUUUAUUAGUUUUGGGCGCUUGGGCUUUAAAGGUUGUUGAAAUCAAUAGGAAUUGAAAAUGUGUGGGCAAAAUGAAUAUUAAGCAUUAAACUCUGGAAGGCACUGGCUA
This is a messenger RNA of Clupea harengus (Atlantic herring), 5450 nucleotides long. RefSeq names its product protein arginine methyltransferase 8a (gene prmt8a). Gene Ontology annotation, cellular component: plasma membrane. Gene Ontology annotation, molecular function: protein-arginine omega-N asymmetric methyltransferase activity; protein-arginine omega-N monomethyltransferase activity; histone methyltransferase activity. NCBI's taxonomy places the organism in Eukaryota, Metazoa, Chordata, Actinopteri, Clupeiformes, Clupeidae. Gene Ontology annotation, biological process: peptidyl-arginine methylation, to asymmetrical-dimethyl arginine; chromatin remodeling. The record is from RefSeq and is a predicted model, not a curated record.